AUGAUCAUUAAACAAUACUCAAACUUUGAAGAAAGCAGAAGUACAACAAGCUUAAAAAAUCUAGCACACAUACAUUAAAAUUAAAAAAAAAAUUUAACUAAAAUGAAUUUCAAUAAAAUUUUCGUUCUCCUGGCUGUCUUCGUUGCCGUCUUUGCUGGACAAACUGAGGCCGGAUGGUUGAAAAAGAUUGGCAAGAAAAUUGAACGCGUCGGUCAACAUACACGAGAUGCCACCAUCCAGACUAUUGCUGUGGCUCAACAGGCCGCCAAUGUUGCAGCAACUGUGAAAGGAUAAACUCCAGAUACAGAAGAUCGGAAGUUGCUAUCAAAGCAUUAAUGUACCUUAAUUAAGUUUAAUAUUUAUUUAUUUAGAAAAUAGUAAACGAUUUAUGGAGAUUAAAGUGAAAAUACUUGAAUAAAAAUAUUUUUCCAAAAAAAUUA
Molecule: messenger RNA, 440 nt
Organism: Bactrocera neohumeralis
Lineage: Eukaryota; Metazoa; Arthropoda; Insecta; Diptera; Tephritidae
Product: cecropin-1
Exons: 2
Coding region: 103-294 (63 amino acids)
Biological process (GO): defense response to Gram-negative bacterium; defense response to Gram-positive bacterium; antibacterial humoral response
Cellular component (GO): extracellular region
Source: RefSeq, a predicted model, not a curated record